AUGUCAUCAUUGAUGGCCGCCACAGCUGAAGAGGCAACAGAGUGGGCGGUGGACGGUGACACCAGGAGGUCGUGUCAGAGUAAAGGCAAAACUCAGGAGGAGUGCCAGAACUACAUCCGUGUUCUGCUCCUCAGUGGCAAGAGGGUGUUCACCUGUGGCACCAACGCAUUCACCCCCAUCUGCUCCACCCGACAGAUUGGUAAUCUCAGUAGAGUUCUGGACACGAUGAACGGCGUUGCCCGAUGUCCGUACGACCCGCGCCACAACUCCACUGCCAUGGUAACGGAACGCGGCGAGCUGUACGCCGCCACCGUCAUCGACUUCUCCGGCCGAGACCCCGUCAUCUACCGUAGCCUUGGCAACAUGCCCCCCCUGAGGACCGCCCAGUACAACUCCAAGUGGCUCAACGAGCCCCACUUUGUGUCGGCGUACGAGGUGGGCCGCUUCACGUACGUCUUCCUGCGCGAGACGGCGGUGGAGUACGACUGCGGCAAGACGGUGUUCUCGCGCGUGGCGCGGGUGUGCCAGGGCGACGUGGGCGGCCGCUUCCUAUUGGAGGACACGUGGACCACCUUCAUGAAGGCGCGGCUGAACUGCUCGCGCUCCGGAGACAUCCCCUUCUACUACCACGAGCUGCAGAGCACCUUCUUCCUGCCCGAGCAGGACCUCAUCUACGGCGUCUUCACCACCAACGUGAACAGUAUAGCGGCGUCUGCAGUGUGUGCGUUUAACCUGAGCGCUAUAGCCCAGGUGUUUAACGGACCCUUCCGUUACCAGGACAACCCACGGAGCAGCUGGCUCUCCACCCCCAACCCCAUCCCCAACUUUCAGUGUGGCACGGUGGGUGACGGGGGUCCGGGUGUGACGAACAUGACGGAGCGCAGCCUCCAGGACGCCCAGCGCCUCUUCCUCAUGGCCGACGUCGUCCAGCCCGUCGCCACGGAGCCCCUGGUUGCCCAGGACAACGUGCGCUUCUCCAAGCUGGUGGUGGACAUCGUGCAGGGCCGCGACACACUCUACCACGUCAUGUACAUUGGCACGGAGCACGGCACCAUCAUCAAGGCUCUCUCCACCACCAAUCAGAGCCUGCAUGGCUGCUUCCUGGAGGAGAUGGAGCUCCUCCCCCCAGGGCAGCGCGAGCCAAUCCUGAGCCUGCAGAUCCUGCACAGUGAUAGGUCGCUCUUCGUGGGCCUCAACAGUCGCGUGCUGAAGAUUCCGCUCGAGAGGUGCUCUAACUACCCCACACGACAGGCGUGUCUGGGUGCCAGAGAUCCGUACUGUGGGUGGGACCAACAGCAGAGACGCUGCAGCACCAUCGAGGAGAGCGCCAGUAUGAGCCAAUGGAGUCAGGACAUCACAGAGUGCCCCGUGCGAAACCUCACCCAAGAUGGCGGCUUUGGGCCCUGGGCGCCAUGGCAACCGUGUACCCAUGACGAUGGGGAGGGGGCCAAUGCGUGCGUGUGCCGCCUCAGGUCCUGCGAUAGCCCCGCCCCCCAGUGCGGAGGUGCCCAGUGUGACGGUCCGACCAUAGAGGUGGCCAACUGUUCCAGGAGCGGAGGGUGGACCCCCUGGUCUCCAUGGUUACAGUGCAGCACCAGCUGUGGGAUGGGCUUCGAGGUGCGACAGAGGUCCUGCAACAACCCCUCCCCCCGACACGGAGGACGAGUGUGUGUGGGACAGGCCCGUGAGGAGAGGCUGUGUAAUGAGAAGACCCAGUGUCCGGCGUCUGUCUCCUGGACUUCCUGGAACUCCUGGUCCAAGUGCAGUGCAGCGUGUGGGGGCGGAGUCCACUCCCGCGUCAGGAGCUGCGAGAACGGCAACAACUGCCCAGGCUGCCCUUUGGAGUACAAGGCCUGUAAUCUGGAGGCGUGUCCGGAGGUGCGGAGGAACACGCCGUGGUCGCCGUGGUUACCGGUGAACGUGACGCAGGACGGCGCCCGUCAGGAGCAGCGCUGGCGGCACACGUGCCGCGCCCUCCUGCCCCACGCCCACCAGCUGCAGCUGGGCAAACGCAAGACGGAGACGCGCCUCUGCCCCAACGACGGCAUCACACCCUGUGAGACGGACGCUCUGGUGGAGGACUUGCUGAGGGUGGAGCGGCCUUUGAUCCGCCCUCAGGGCGCGGCCUGGUCGCCGUGGGAGACGUGGGCCAGCUGUUCUAAGGAGUGCGGUAAGGGGUUCCGCACGCGUAAGCGGGCCUGUGCCACUGCUGAGGGCAGGAGCGCCCCCCCCCACGCCUGCUCCGGGUCACCGGCGGAGUACCAGGACUGCAACCCCCAGCCCUGCCCAGUGAAAGGUGCCUGGUCCUGCUGGUCUUCCUGGUCGGAGUGUUCUACUUCCUGUGGCGGAGGUCACUACCAGCGCACGCGCACCUGCACAAACCCCGCCCCCAAACACUCCGGGGACAUCUGCAUCGGCCUCCACACUGAGGAAGCCCUGUGUAACACUCAGGAGUGUGAAGGUGGGUGGGGCUCAUGGACUGAGUGGGCGGAGUGUGACGGGGAGGGGCUGCAGGUGAGGACACGCCCCUGUGAUGUAAGCUCCGCCCCCUGCGUGGGCAACGCCACAGACCAGAGGGGAUGUCCUCCUAAAGAGAGCUCAGUGCUUCAACCAGGAUCAGACAACGGCUCUCGCUGUCCAGAUGUGCGAUAG
This is a messenger RNA of Clupea harengus (Atlantic herring), 2652 nucleotides long. It is a transcript of the gene sema5bb, whose product is annotated as sema domain, seven thrombospondin repeats (type 1 and type 1-like), transmembrane domain (TM) and short cytoplasmic domain, (semaphorin) 5Bb. The record is from RefSeq and is a predicted model, not a curated record. NCBI's taxonomy places the organism in Eukaryota, Metazoa, Chordata, Actinopteri, Clupeiformes, Clupeidae. The transcript is spliced from 18 exons. Gene Ontology annotation, cellular component: plasma membrane. Gene Ontology annotation, molecular function: semaphorin receptor binding; chemorepellent activity. Bases 1 to 2652 code for a protein of 883 amino acids. Gene Ontology annotation, biological process: axon guidance; neural crest cell migration; semaphorin-plexin signaling pathway.